Molecule: messenger RNA, 1278 nt
Organism: Sinocyclocheilus grahami
Lineage: Eukaryota; Metazoa; Chordata; Actinopteri; Cypriniformes; Cyprinidae
Product: zinc finger protein 664-like
Exons: 3
Coding region: 13-1278 (421 amino acids)
Biological process (GO): regulation of transcription by RNA polymerase II
Cellular component (GO): nucleus
Molecular function (GO): DNA-binding transcription factor activity, RNA polymerase II-specific; RNA polymerase II transcription regulatory region sequence-specific DNA binding
Source: RefSeq, a predicted model, not a curated record
ACGCCGCUGAAGAUGUGCUCCGUCAAACUGCUGGACUGCAGGAACCUGAUCGAGAGCCGAGGAGAAGAGACCACCGCAGAGGAAGAGGAGGAGGAGGAGGAUGAUGAUGAAGAUUUCAUUCCUCCAGAUGACAAAGGCGGUUCAUCUUCUGAUGGAGAAACAGCCUUAACAUCAAAAGAGCAGCUGAAGGUCAAAAGUUUUUCUCAUGCCAAGUGUGGAAAAACACUGAGCUCAAAGAGAAACUUAACGAGAUACAAGAGAACACACACAGAACAGAAAGACUUCAGCUGCAAGAGAUGCGACAUCAGCUUUUCAUCCGCAGAAGAGAGGAAGCUUCAUUCAAAAGAGCACAGGGUGAAGAAGGAGUUUCGCUGUGAACAGUGCGGGAAGGAUUUUUUCACCACUGCUCAAAAAAUGAAAGUUCAUAUAAAGACACACGACGAAAAGUCUUUCCAGUGCAGCGAAUGUGAAAAGUAUUUCCGCACCAAAGCAAAUCUGGAAGCUCAUAAGCGAAUCCACACGGGAGAAAGACCGUACAAGUGCCCUCACUGCGAGAAGACCUACAACCACGGAUCUCAUCUGAAGAAACAUGUGCGUGUUCACACCAAUGAGAGACCGUACCAGUGCAGCGAAUGUGGGAAAACCUUCACAGAGUCAGGCAGUCUAAAGUCACACCAGAGAAUCCACUCUGAGGAGAAACCGUAUCAGUGCAAACACUGUGACAAACGCUUCCGGCAGAAAUCCCAUCUGAAGUGUCACGAGCGCAUGCACACCGGAGAGAAACCGUACCUGUGCUCCCACUGCGGGAAGAGCUUUUCCAAUCCGACACAUUUCAGAGUUCAUCAAAGAAUUCACACGGGAGAAAAACCGUAUCACUGCAGCGUUUGUGAGAAGAGGUUCAGAAAGUAUGUUAAUUUACAGAGGCACACAACGAUUCAUACCAGAGAAAGACCGUUCAAAUGCUCGCAGUGUGACAAGACGUUUGCUCGAUCAGACGUCCUGAAGGUCCAUCAGCGAGUUCACACCGGAGAGAAACCUUACUGCUGCUCCAUCUGCAGCGAGAGAUUCGCUUAUUUAGGUAGCUUUCAGACCCAUCAGAACAAAUGUGACAAGACGUUUGCUCGAUCAGACGUCCUGAAGGUCCAUCAGCGAGUUCACACCGGAGAGAAACCUUACUGCUGCUCCAUCUGCGGCGAGAGAUUCGCUUAUUUAGGUAGCUUUCAGACCCAUCAGAACAAACACGCUAAAGAAGAAACUGCUCCAGAAUCAUCAGAGUGA